This is a messenger RNA of Pantherophis guttatus, 1842 nucleotides long. RefSeq names its product regulator of UNG2 and MKLN1 interacting yippee protein 1 (gene RUMY1). Gene Ontology annotation, cellular component: cytosol. The record is from RefSeq and is a predicted model, not a curated record. Lineage: Eukaryota; Metazoa; Chordata; Lepidosauria; Squamata; Colubridae.
ACUGACAGCCAAAGGGAAGGCUACCUACGUUUGGGGCUUUAAGCGGCUCGGGGAGCGGGGGAAGCGUCCGCCAAUUGGGAGGUGCUGACGGGAGUCCGGGAGAUUCGGAUCUCCAGGUUGAUUCAGUGAGUAACCGAGAAAUAAAGGAAGACUUCGAGAGCCCUAAAAGCUGGGAAUAGUUACGAGAGGCACUUGCAGGUUAGACACACGGCGGAUGAAUAAUAGGGGAUUGUGUCGAACGGGGGAUCAUGAAUAAAGAGAAAUAAUCGAGGGCUCGGAGAGAAAAGCCCCGUGGAAUCCCGAUGGGCUUCUGUUGAGGGCAUUACAUUGCCUGCAGUUCAAUCCAGCCUUACCUCCAGUCCAGAAGCUCAAAACCAGCCAACCUAGCAUUGCACCCUCCUCCCGCUUUAUCCUCACCCCCAACCCUGGAGAGUAGGUUUAGCGAGUUGGACUAAUUCGGAGCGAUCAAUAUAUUUCAUGGCGGGAAUUGAACCUGUCUCUUGCUGGCUCCUUCAUUCAGUAUAGGGGUGUGUGUGGAAGGGGCUGGUGAACACCGCUUUAAACGGAAUCGGUGGUCGCAGCUUUCCCGAGAAAGCAGAAUACAGCUAAAAGCCCUGUAAGUAAAGGGAAGAGAAGAGAAGAGAAGAGAAGAGAAGAGAAGAGAAGAGAAGAGAAGAGAAGAGAAGAGAAGAGAAGAGAAGAGAAGGACUGACUUCCACCCAGAAAGCAAGCAUCUUAUUUAACAGUAACAGAGUUGGAAGGGACCUUGGAGGUCAUCUAGUCCUACCCCCCUGCUCACACAGGAGACCUGUACUAGGGAUUCGAACCAACAAACAAUCGAUAAGCUCAGCCACUGAGCCACCUAGUCAGGCUAGUCCAACCCCCUGCCUAGUAGACCCUAUACCAUUUUUGACAAAUGGCAGUCCAGUCUCUUCUUGAAAACUUCCAGUGAUUUGACCUACUGGAAGGGACCAAGGGACAUGCUGGAGCCCCCACCCAUACAGACUGACCUUAGCAUGUCUGCCGGCAGUUGGAGUUUUGCAGAUCGAUGUGUGUCUGUGCUGUUCUGCAAGUUCUGCCAACAGGUGCUUAGUUCGCGGGGCAUGAAAGCUGUGCUUCUGGCUGACACAGAGACCUAUCUCUAUUCCACAGACAUGCCUCCCACCAGUACAGUUGACUUCAUUGGAAACUGUUAUUACACUGAAAUGUGCAAAUGUAAACUGAUGAAUGUUGCUUGUUUGAAAUGCGGUAAUGUUGUAGGCUACCAUGUGAUUGCUCCAUGCAAACCUUGCUUGUUCUCUUGCAACAAUGGACACUUCUGGAUGUUUCACAGUAAAGCCGUUUUUGGAAUUGACAGAUUUGAUUCAUCUGGUACAGAUUUCUUGCUCUGGGGCAACUUACCAGAUUUACAUGAAAGCACUGAUGAAGAUGUAUCCAGCACCUCUGAGGAGGAAUAUAUCAGAUAAAUAUUAUCUGCACUGCACUGCACCACAUGGUGUGUUUCUUGUAUUCACAAGAAGUAUAAUGCAUUGAUCCCAGGAAGACAGUACAAAAGGAAGGAAAAAAACGUUCAAAGGCUGAUACCUGUCAUAGAAAACUAUCUGAUCUAGUAAGCAUCCUGCUACAUAAUGAGACUAAUAUGUAAAGAUGAAAAUGCAGUUCUUGUUCACUUUCUAAAAAAGACAAAAUCCAUGUAUAUGCAUAUUUGGCUUCUGGAGUCACUUGAUUUUACCUGUUUCCAAAUUAUGACAAACAAAAUCAAAUAAGUUCCACACCCCUAUCAAUUAUUGUUACAUUACGAUAGAUCUAAUAGCUAUAUAAGAAAAUAAAUCCUGUAGUGCU